Thrips palmi is the source of this 1214-nucleotide messenger RNA. RefSeq names its product prefoldin subunit 5 (gene Pfdn5). Gene Ontology annotation, cellular component: prefoldin complex; cytoplasm. Gene Ontology annotation, biological process: regulation of DNA-templated transcription; protein folding. The transcript is spliced from 5 exons. The record is from RefSeq and is a predicted model, not a curated record. The coding region runs from base 123 to 632 and encodes 169 amino acids. NCBI's taxonomy places the organism in Eukaryota, Metazoa, Arthropoda, Insecta, Thysanoptera, Thripidae.
CGCCGCCUCCGCAAAACUGUUCCUAACCUAUCUGCAUCUCCCUGUUUCCCUUGCUGUCGGCUCCAAACGAAACCGUCUGUGUUUAUUAUCCUGUCUGCCUAAAGAAAUAGACACAAAUUACCAUGUCAGCCAAAGACAGCCAUGAGGGCAUGCAAGAAAUUGACAUUACCAAACUAACUCUGCAACAACUGUCUCAAUUAAAACAGCGUUUGGAGCAGGAGUUGCAGAUGUAUCAGAGUUCACUUCAGUCCUUGAAGGUAGCUCAAACACGUUAUCUCAACUCAAAGGAAAGCAUCGAGAAGAUUUCACCAGAUUGCAAGGGGAAGGAAAUAUUAGUUCCUCUCACUGGAUCUAUCUAUGUGCCUGGCAAAGUUGCAGAUGCCGAUUCAGUCAUUAUAGAUAUUGGCACUGGCUAUUAUGUUCAAAAGGAUUUGGAUUCGGCAAAGGAUUAUAUGAAAAGAAGAGUCGCAUUUGUCACGGAGCAGAUGGAGAAAAUUCAGGCCAUGGGCCAGGAAAAGGGUUGUAUUAGAGAUGCUGUCAUGGAAGUGAUGGAGGGCAAAAUCCAGCAAGAAAUAGGUCUUCAAAAGGCUGCACUUGCAAGAGCAGCUGGUGCCACCGCCGGCAAAUCAUAAUUGGUGAAUUUAGGAAGGUUUAUGUUUAAAUUUCUUUUCACAUUUUAAUCAUCAUCAACGGAUCAAGUACGCUUACAUUGUAUAUGAGUUUUUGUAUCAGCUUGUUGAUGGUUGUUCAAUGCACCUUAUAUGAUUUAUACUGUUGUUUUUACAUUAAUAUUUCUGGCUCCUUGGUACACGACUAAUGGUUUUUGUUGCUUUGUAUAAAUAUUAUUUAUUAAUACUAAAUUCUGAAUGUUGCUUUCUGUCAUACAUUUCUUUCCUGGGCAAGAUCAAAAUGUAGCUAGGUUUACUGAGUUGCACAACUAUUCUUGGGGUACAUUCCUUUUCUUUCUGAAGCCGUUCAGUUUUCUUAGCUAUGUGCAUUGUGACAAAUGCUGAGCUCUGAGCUUCAUCAACAUUGUGUAUUUCUCUGUCAAUUUUGUUUCCAUUAUGCCUUCUUGCAUUCUGGAACCUCUUAUGCUGCACUUUCAUUUCAAAAUUUGAUGUGUGUAGUUGUGUUAUUUUUAAAAAUAGCUGAAGUAUUGAUUGUAACAUCCUGCUUUUUAUAAAGACUUAAAUAAACCCCCCAAAAAAAUCGAA